Messenger RNA from Dissoconium aciculare CBS 342.82, 1689 nucleotides. Its product is annotated as glycoside hydrolase family 13 protein. The transcript is spliced from 5 exons. Gene Ontology annotation, molecular function: calcium ion binding; hydrolase activity, hydrolyzing O-glycosyl compounds. The record is from RefSeq and is a predicted model, not a curated record. Lineage: Eukaryota; Fungi; Ascomycota; Dothideomycetes; Mycosphaerellales; Dissoconiaceae. Bases 111 to 1613 code for a protein of 500 amino acids. Gene Ontology annotation, biological process: carbohydrate metabolic process.
UGAACAACAUUCCACACUCUUCUUGACUUGCCAUCUCGUCUUUUCUCUUCAUCCCCUUUUCCCAGCCUAUUGAUAUACUCCAAGUCAUCUCAUUGACUACCCCUCUCAUCAUGGGUGAGAAACAGAAUGCUGUGAUUUUUCAAGGCUUCGAAUGGAACUGCUCGGCAGAUGGCAAGCAUUACCGAAGGCUACUCGCUCAACUUCCGCAGCUGAAGGCCAUUGGCAUCACUGCCAUCUGGGUCCCGCCUGGCUGUAAGGGAGCCUCACAAGAGGGAAAUGGUUACGACAUUUAUGAUUUGUAUGACCUUGGAGAGUUCGAUCAGAAGGGAGGUGUCCGCACCAAAUGGGGAACCAAGGAGGAGCUCCAGGCGUUGACGGCCAAAGCGAGGGAGUUGGGCAUCGGCAUCUAUUUCGACGCCGUCCUCAAUCACCGCUGCUCGGCCGACAAGAAGGAGAAGGUCAUGGCUAUUGAAGUCGAUAGAGAUGAUCAAAAAACGCCACUGUCCGACCCAUAUGAGAUCGAGGCUUGGGUCGGCUUCGACUUCCCAGGCAGAGGUGACAAAUACUCUUCGCAAAAAUACCACUGGUAUCAUUUCGGUGGAACAGACUUCAACGCUGCCAACGAUAAAGAAGCUCUCUACAAAUUCCAGGGCGACGGAUUAGAUUGGGCAGAGUCCGUCGAGGAAGGCGAUGACUUCCUUCUCGGUGCCGACUUGAACUACUCUCAUCCAGAAGUCCAAGCCGAUGUCAAGAACUGGGGUCCCUGGAUCGUCAAAGAGCUCGGGCUUUCUGGAUUCCGGUUGGACGCCGUCCGACAUUUCUCGGAGCGUUUCUUGAACCAAUGGGUGGAACACGUUACGAAGAACACCAAAGAAGAUCUCUUCUUCGUCGGUGAAUAUUGGCACCCUGAGCUCGAUGCCCUCGUCAAGUGGCUUGAGGAUAUGGACCACAAGUUCUGUCUGUUUGACGCCCCUCUGGUCUACAAUUUCGCACGCAUCAGCACUACCAAGGAUGCUGAUCUGAGGACAAUGUUCGACAACGCGCUCAUCAAAGCCAAGCCAGUCAACGCAGUGACUGUUGUGAACUCACAUGAUCUCCAACCUGGCCAGACGAUGGCUAUCAACAUAGAAGGCUGGUUCAAGCCGCUCGCUUACUGUGUCAUCCUCCUUCAAGACGCAGGGUACCCAUCAAUCUUCUUCGGUGAUCUAUUCGGCAUCAAAGGCGAACAUCCUGAAGAGCCUAUUGCGGGCGGAAAGCUUGCGGACAUGGUUCUUGCACGCAAGCUCUACGCAUACGGACAGCAGGACGCCUACUUGGAUGAUCCGAACUGUGUUGGCUUCGUUCGACGCGGAACGGCUGACCAUCCGGCAGGAUUGGCUUGCAUCAUGUCUAACACUGGCCCAGGAGAGAUUCGUAUGGCCGUCGGCGAUUUGCACGCUGGGCAGAAAUGGACAGAUUUGCUAGGCUGGUCACAAGGCGAGGUCGAGAUUGACAAUGAGGGUUAUGGUGUCUUCAGAUGCCCGGGAGUCUCCAUCUCACUUUGGGUCAGGUCGGACGCAGAGGGCAGGGAUCAAUUCCCUGUCAACUUCGACAGCAACUUCUAUGCUGACUGAGCGGCCAUACUGGGCAAGCUGCGAUGUAGCGAAGUCUGUUCACAACGAGCAAAUUCAAAUAGACAUGAUAGUUACA